Messenger RNA from Suillus fuscotomentosus, 423 nucleotides. RefSeq lists its product as uncharacterized. NCBI's taxonomy places the organism in Eukaryota, Fungi, Basidiomycota, Agaricomycetes, Boletales, Suillaceae. The transcript is spliced from 2 exons. The record is from RefSeq and is a predicted model, not a curated record. The annotation marks the transcript as partial.
UGCGCCCGCCACGGCUGUUUUGCGCCUCAUUCCGUUGUGGAUUUUCAAAAGGGCGAACGGCAAAUGAAUAUGGACUACGCCCUAUGUCACGCGUUAAGCCACCACACCGAUGGGCUCAGCCAAGCUUUUACAUUUUAUGACAUUAAUUGUCAAUACAACAAACACUUCUGGCAUCGGGUGAACAAGAGCCUUCAUUUGAGCAUCCCUUCUGGAAUGGAAAUCAUACCAGGCAUUGGCCUCUGGCAUGUUCAUGGACACCAAGACAAAUGCUAUGUUAGGUAUGCAUCAACAUUUAUUACCGGUGCCGCUAGGAUCGACGGCGAAAAUCAUGGAGACGUUGUGGGCACCUCUGAAUAUUAUAUCUCCUGCCAGCGAGAGGGAUGUCCACUCCCCAUCGGCAAGAGUGUCUCGAUUACCAGAUGA